AUGUUUAUUGUGUUUCGUCGGUAACUUUAAGCAGACGGACCCGUUUAAUUUGAGGGCAAAUUUGUAGCAAUAUAUGAAUGUUUGAGUGCAAAAAAUAUUAAUGCAUUGACCUCAACGUAAUGUGGGUCAUCGAGCGAUUUUUAUCCUCUGUUAUCCAGAGAGCUCCCUAUGCAGGACAGUCCGGAUUACUCCGCCGCACUCUGCGCGGCUCCCUGCCCGAACUGGAGCUUCGGUACCUCCAGUGCACAUGCUGCUGGAGGAGCCGGAUUCCCGUGGCAGGUUUCGAGACCCUGAACGCCACACUGUCCUCCUCAGAUCCCUGCAAAGAUGACGGCGGCAAACCUCUGGACGCCUGCUACACCUCCGAGCAGCGGGCCGUGAUCCUGCAGCUGCUGAACAACGCCAGCCCGGCGGAGCUGGCCUCCAUCAAACUGCUGCGAGGACGCAAGUCCGUCAACAUAGUGGAGCACAGGAGCAAAAACGGACCCUUUAAAUCCCUGGAGAGCGUGGUGGACGUGCCUCUGCUGAAGCACAAAAGUGCUGUGGUAGUCUUUAACUCCAUUCUGAACCCGGUGAAAAAGGAGAGAAAAGUGAGGAUCCAACUGGCCAAGUUCAUCAAACCUGAAGUGGACCGGUCCUGGUUGGAGGAAGCCAGUUCAAUUGUCUCAAUCGUUUGUGGGACUAAUAAAAUCGCCUGGGCUCAUGUGGACCGGCAGAUGAUGGUUCUGGACUGGCAACAGCAGGACUGCCCCAACUUCCUAAAGGGGACAUACAUGGCAUCUGCUUAUUUGACCGAUGUGUCUGCUGUCGUGUCCCUCCUGCCGCCAGCAAGUUUUUACCUAAUCGAGAAAUCCUCCAUCUCGGUUCAGAACACGACGCUGUUUCCUGUCAUGGCUCACAUGAGGACAGUAGAAGCCAUGCUGUUCGCUCUGCUGGAGCCCAGAAUCGCCCCUCCAGAACCAAAUAUCCCUCCCAGGGUCCUCAACAUGAUGAGGACGGCUGUGGGGCGGCACUUUGGGCUAAUGGUGGGCGAGUCUCGGACCAGCGGGGCUCAGAUAGUCCGUCAGCUGAUGACGGAAUCUGUGACGCAGCAGCUCCCCAGGAUAAACUUUCCCCAAGAGCUGCUGGUCAGGUACAGGAACCACUUCCAGAUGGGCAGCAGGCGAGGAGGGGACGAGCUGUGCGACGCGCUGCUUCAGGCGAUGGCGUUCUACGAGCUUCUCUGUGACUGUUAGCAACUCCUUUAUCAGGGUUUAACGCGUCUAAAUGACUUAAAUUCUGUCACUUUACUUGAUGCAGUGACUGUAUCUUUACUCCUGCUGUGAUUAAAAACAUUUUGACCUGUUAUGCUGCAUAAAUGUUACAUAUAGUAGAAUCAGAAACAACAAAAACCCAAAGACGACUAACAGUUUACAUGUCUUGUAAGGUGAAAUCAGCUCCACUUUAAUUCUACACCACAGAGACUGAAACUUUGUCAUUUUUUCCCUUUUUAUAGGAAAUAAAUUAAAAUGAAACAAUAGUUUUAUAUUAUUUAAAAAAAAACAAAAUAAAUUUGAACACUAGGUUAGUUUAGAAAAUGUAAAUAUAUUAAAAAGGAGCAUUAAAUGCCCCAAAUGUCUUUUUUUGUGUGUGCAUGAGAUUUAAAUCUUUUUUUUGUUACAUUUGUUAGCAUAUGCAGAUAUUUUUAUGGAUUUCAGAUACUUUGACUUAACUAUUUCAAAAACUGAUUUUUUUUUCAGCAAAAAUACGCC
This is a messenger RNA of Oryzias melastigma (Indian medaka), 1751 nucleotides long. It is a transcript of the gene tefm, whose product is annotated as transcription elongation factor, mitochondrial. The transcript is spliced from 5 exons. Gene Ontology annotation, biological process: transcription elongation by mitochondrial RNA polymerase; mitochondrial transcription. Bases 120 to 1235 code for a protein of 371 amino acids. Gene Ontology annotation, cellular component: mitochondrial nucleoid. Gene Ontology annotation, molecular function: nucleic acid binding; DNA polymerase processivity factor activity. The record is from RefSeq and is a predicted model, not a curated record. NCBI's taxonomy places the organism in Eukaryota, Metazoa, Chordata, Actinopteri, Beloniformes, Adrianichthyidae.